ACACGAAGAGAAUCGAAAGUCUCUCUCGAUAAAAAACAAAAACAAAAAGGAAACAAGACGAAGAGGAUCGAGGAGCCGUCGGCGAGAAAAAGACCUGGGAGCGGAAUAAUCCACUCCGAUGGCGGCAGCGCUUCGUUCUGCGGCGAGGAAGAUCUGCGGUCACGCCUUUGAGCGACCGCAUGCGCUUCUCAGGACGGCCGCUUCAGCUGCCAUCAAGGAGGAACAGUGGCGGCUGCUGGCAAGGAUUGGCCAUGGCCGAAGCUCACUUCGCCGGUUCACCUCCUCCGAGUCACCAAGUUUUCUUAAUAAUAAGAACAAGGGUUGCAGAUAUUUUUCUCAAAAAGGAAUGAAUGGUCUUAUGAAACACAAUGCUUCUUCAAAUCUUCUGGUUAUGAGAUGGUUAUCAAGCGAGCGGUCAUUGAAGUCGCGCUCGUGUAGCUUAUUAUCAGUCUCCGAAGACAAACCACCUACUUACUUUGUGUUUUCAAGAUUUAUUUGUUUGGCAAUGAUGUCCUUGUAUAUCUUAACACUUGGUCAUGUGUCGAUCCUCUACUAUAAGUCAACCAUGAGUGUCGUAGAGGAUGACUAGUUUGCCACAGUGUACUUGAACUUGGAUGUGUCAGAACUUGUGUUCCAUUCAACUUUUACCUUAUCUAGUGCAUUAUGUCAUCCAUCCAUGUAAGGUAUGACCAAUGCAUAGCCUCAUGGUGAUGCCCCGUGUGCCAUGUAGGAUCGGAGGUCAGGGAAAGUAGGUUCGGAUAGGGUAGCGGGAUCCUCUGCAAGAGGCGGGUGCUUGGAAAGAAAAAGUGUGGUCCGAUGUAAAAAGCUGAAAAAGUUGGAGUAAAGAGUAGAGAUGCAUAUGUAUUAAAGUUUCUAUUUUCCAUUA
Molecule: messenger RNA, 886 nt
Organism: Triticum aestivum (bread wheat)
Lineage: Eukaryota; Viridiplantae; Streptophyta; Magnoliopsida; Poales; Poaceae
Exons: 3
Coding region: 119-589 (156 amino acids)
Source: RefSeq, a predicted model, not a curated record